AUCUUGGAGUGUCAGAAGGAUGUUCUAAGUAAAAAGCUGCAUUUUAUGUAUUAGUUCAAUUAUUCAAAUAUCCCUGUCUUCUCAGUCCUUCACUAUGUUGAUCCUCAAUAAUACCAAUGCUCAGCCUCCGACCUUCUUCCUGACGGGUAUUCCAGGUCUGAGCACAGCCCAGGUCUGGAUCUCCAUCCCCUUUUGUCUCCUGUAUGUCGUCGCCCUCUCUGGAAACAGCAUGAUCCUGUUUGUAGUCCUCCGUGAGCAGAGCCUCCAUGAGCCUAUGUAUUAUUUUCUCUCCAUGCUCUCAGCCACAGACCUGAGCUUGUCCCUGUGCACACUUUCCACGACCCUUGGUGUCUUCUGGUUUGAAGCCCGAGAGAUCAACUUAAAUGGCUGCAUUGCCCAGAUGUUCUUUCUGCAUGGAUUUACUUUCACGGAGUCUGGGGUUCUGCUGGCCAUGGCCUUUGACCGUUUUGUGGCCAUCUGUGACCCACUGAGAUACACCACCAUCCUCACCAAUGCCAGGAUUGCCCAGAUUGGAGUGGGCAUGUUGAUAAGAAAUGUGGCUGUCAUGUUGCCAGUUGUGCUCUUUGUCAAGAAGCUGUCCUUCUGUGGUUCUAUGAUCCUUUCACAUUCUUACUGUUACCAUGUUGAUCUCAUUCAACUCUCAUGCACAGACAACAGUGUCAACAGCAUCCUUGGUCUGCUGGCUCUCUUCUGCACUACGGGAUUUGACUGCCCUUGCAUCUUGCUUUCCUAUAUCCUGAUCAUCCGAUCUGUCCUCAACAUUGCUUCCUCAGAGGAACAGCAGAAAGCCUUCAACACCUGCAUAUCCCACAUCAGUGCUGUUGCCAUCUUCUACAUUCCCCUUAUCAGUCUGUCUCUUGUCCAUCGUUAUGGCCAUUCAGCACCUGCAUUUGUCCACACCAUCAUGGCCAAUGUCUUCCUGCUCAUUCCUCCUGUGCUCAACCCUGUCAUCUACAGUGUGAAGACUAAGCAGAUUCGAAAGGCCAUUGUCAAGAUUUUAAUUCAGCAGCAGCUCCAUAUCUAAUUAUCAGUUAUCUCAGAGGAGUGAUAAAGCCAUUUGUGGAUACAUCUUUUGGUAGAAUGGGUUUAAUUGUACUCA
Messenger RNA from Galeopterus variegatus (Sunda flying lemur), 1120 nucleotides. RefSeq names its product olfactory receptor 51F2-like. Gene Ontology annotation, biological process: G protein-coupled receptor signaling pathway. Gene Ontology annotation, cellular component: membrane. The coding region runs from base 95 to 1045 and encodes 316 amino acids. The record is from RefSeq and is a predicted model, not a curated record. NCBI's taxonomy places the organism in Eukaryota, Metazoa, Chordata, Mammalia, Dermoptera, Cynocephalidae. The transcript has a single exon. Gene Ontology annotation, molecular function: olfactory receptor activity; G protein-coupled receptor activity.